AUGGCGGCCAGUUCGCCGAUCAAAUGUGACAUCUUGAUAAUCAACAUCAUUGCAGUACAUGGCCUGAAUGGUGGUGCGUACACCACAUGGACCCAUGAUAAUGGGACGUUUUGGCUUCAAGACUUCUUGCCAAAGCUUCUGCCUGGAUGUCGCGUUUAUACCUAUGGAUACCCUUCUCAGUUUGCCUUCAGCAAGUCAUUAGCAGAGGUACAGGAGUACUCGCGACUACUUUUGAGCUCAAUAAGAGACGAAUACGAAAAUUGGGAUCUGGGCUCUCGUACUAUCAUCUUUGUCUGCCAUAGCCUCGGAGGCAUUGUUUUUAAACAGGCUCUAGUGAUUGCUCAUGAAGAUGACGUGGUGUAUGGGGAAAUUCUUAAAUCCAUUGCUGGUGUUGUCUUCCUCGGAACACCACACAAUGGCAGCGGCGUUGCGAAUUUUGCAAAUACCGUUGGCAAAAUAAUCAAUGCCAUCAUAACAACAGCAUCUUCUGGAGUUCAAACUAGAGCCAUCAGAACCGACCUGUUCAACUACCUCAAAUACGAUUCUAAAGCUCUCAAGGACCUCGAUGUUUCAGUUCGAAAUCGAUUCCAUGAUUUAACUGUGGUCUCAUUUUGCGAAACUGAGCAGGAGUCUCCGUUCCCUUUCCCGAUUGUCGAUAAAUACUCGUCAACUUUGGGCAUACCAGGAGAGGAGAUCAUUCCUCUAGGGGAGAACCAUCGGAGCAUAUGUCGAUUCGGUGGUGAGACAGAGAGCUACAAAAACGUUUCCCGAUCCCUGCGAAGAAUCGCAAGAAACGCUCUAGCCAGAGAGCAGGCGUUCAAGCGAACAAGCAUCCCUUCCUCUGACAGGACUCUCGAUGAUUCCGAAAAGACCUGUUUCAAACAACUCGGAGUCUUUGACGUGGCGGACGUCAAAAGGAUAUCACCCUCACCAGCCAAGGGCACCUGCCAAUGGAUUCUAGGCCAUCCUAGGUUCGUUUGCUGGCUUGAUCAAACGGAAAAUACCCUUCUGUGGCUUACAGGCCGUCCCGGCUGUGGUAAGACGAUAAUGUCGCUAUUCUUGGCUAAACAGUUAGAAGAAGCUCGGUCAAAUCGAGCUCCGAGCAAUGUUUGCGUAUUCUUCUGCAAUGACAGACUCAGCGCAGAAGACAUCUUGAAUGGAUUAAUAUUUCAGAUCAUCAGUCGUCAUCGUUCACUCAUCCGACAUGUGAAGAGAGAGUUCGAGAUUCAAGGCCAACACAUGUUUCGGUCAUUCACAACACUUUGGAAUCUACUGGUCAAGAUUGCAACAGAUCCAAAAUCUGCCACAACUUCUAUCAUAAUUGAUGCAUUGGAUGAGUGUAAGAAAAUCACUCGCGAUAAUCUUUUGCUCUCGAUUCGAGACUUCACGAACACAUCAAGCGAUUCAACGGGAAGCAAACAGCAUGUCAAAUUUAUUUUGACUGGCCGCCCUGAGCUAGUUCAUCUCGAGAAGAGCGUCGGCAACGUCGCUGAGCACGAAAUUGUAAUUGACGAAGGUCAAACAGGCUAUGACAGAGACCUACGGAUCUUCAUCCAACAGAGACUGGACGAAAUUUGUCAAAGACACAAUUUGUCCCACGAGACGAUGGAAUUGCUUCGUCAAUCACUCUACUCCAAAGCCGGCCAAACCUUCCUCCUGCUUGCGUCAAAGAAGGACAUUCAAAACAUCAUUACGCAGAUUCCACCGGCCCUGGAGAAGACGUAUUUGUGCUUCUUAUCCGAAAUACCUUCUAAGUACAUAAGCAAAGCUCUGAUGCUCCUCAAGCUUAUAAUCAACAUCGCCUUCGCAAUAGAUGCGACUCAUCGCACGUUAGGAGAAGUUACAUCGAACUGUCAACCUGCUAUUUUACUCACCAUCCAAGUGAUGCUAGUCCACCCAUCGGCCAAAGAAUUCCUUUUACAACGUAAGAGCGCCGGUGGCGACUUUCCCGCGAUAUACGCGAUUAGCGAGGAGGAAUCUGCGGCUCUCACUGCAUCCGCAUGUAUGCACUACUUGCUGCUCAAGGACUUCUCUGUGGAUCUUUUCGAACUUGAAACUUCGCCUACCGAGUCUAAUUCCGACUACUCUGAUAUGAUCGAGGGCUCGGUGGUUUCCAUACCAUACGGCAGCUUUUGGAACGAAGGCACAGACGACCUCGAUGCCUUUGGCUUGUUCAAAGACCCUGGUCUCCUUGAUGCGGAGAUAUGCCAAGCCCUCGUUUCAAAAUACGCUCUCUACCAGUAUGCAUCUCUACAUUGGACUGAACAUUUCGCCCUCUGCGAAACUACUGCACCUGUGGAGCUAAGAGAAACUGCCAAGAAAUUACUUGAUACAGAAACUCUUAACUGUUCCAACUGGCUGCGUGUCUUUUCCGCGGAGUUCGAUGCAAUUGGCCGCAGCAUCCCUAACAAGCCUGAUAAAGUCACUCUGGCGGCUUACUUCGGCCUCCACGAGACUCUUAACGAUUUGGUCAGUAGUGACAAAUCAAUUCCCCCCGUACAGAGGGACCAGGCCUUGUUCUGGGCUGCCCAUGAGGGCCAUGUUAGGAAUGUUAGCAUACUCCUUGGAGUAGAUGCAGAUCCGAAUGCUCGGAGUUCUAACAGGGAGACGGCACUCAUCGCUGCUGCUCGGAACAACCAUCUUAACUGUGUAGUCACCCUUUUGGCAGACCAACAGACUCAUCUGAACAUUCGAGGCCCGAAGGGGCGGACAGCGUUGGCAUUUUCAUGUAGCAGUGGACACGACCAGGUUGUCAAAGAACUGCUAAGUCGAAAUGAUUGCAUGACUGAAGAGGAGGACGAUAGUGGGGCCACUGCGCUAUUUUGGGCCAUUGGAGGUAGCUACAUCUCAAUCGUCUCCGAGUUGGCGAAUCUUCCGACAGUUGAUAUAAACCAUCGUGACAAGAAAGGCCGCACGCCCUUGUCCUGGGCAGCGGGAGAUGGAAUGGAGGAAGUCGUGAAGGUAUUGCUCAAUAUGCGCGAUAUCGACUCCAACCUGGAAGACUCCAACGGACGAUCACCUCUCUCCUGGGCAGCUGGUAACGGCUGCACAGCGGCAGUCAGAGUUCUCCUUCGAAACAAUGAGGUGGACAAGGCAAGUCUUGACAAAGACCAGAGGAAUGCAAUCUCCUGGGCGAGUGCAGGUGGCCACUCGGAUACACUGCGGAUGCUUCUCAAUCGCGGAUGUCCGGGAGUCGAUAUCAAGGAUGUGGAUGGCUGGACUCCUCUGGCAUGGGCAAUUCAAAAUGAUUCUCCGGGCACUGUGGAAGUACUCCUUUCGAGCGGGUCAGUCAACCUAGAACAAUCGGAUCAUAGUGGAAGAACACCACUAUUUUGGGCGGUUGAAUACGGCCAUAUUGAGGUUAUCAGGAUACUUUUGCGCGAAGGCGCUGACCCAGAAAGACAAAGCCAUAAGGGCGAAACGCCACUCAUUAGGGCAGAGAAAGUCGGACGAGCUGAUAUCUCAGACGAACUUCUCAACCAUAAUUACGAUCUCCGUGCCGAGAAUAAACAGUAG
Messenger RNA from Eremomyces bilateralis CBS 781.70, 3516 nucleotides. RefSeq names its product ankyrin. The coding region runs from base 1 to 3516 and encodes 1171 amino acids. The transcript has 10 exons. NCBI's taxonomy places the organism in Eukaryota, Fungi, Ascomycota, Dothideomycetes, Eremomycetales, Eremomycetaceae. Gene Ontology annotation, molecular function: protein binding; ATP hydrolysis activity; hydrolase activity, acting on ester bonds. The record is from RefSeq and is a predicted model, not a curated record.